GAAUCCACCCACGGAUCCCAGCCGUGACCUUGCGUAUGAAAAGUCGAUGGACCCGACAAAAGCGGCAUUAGACUUGCUGGUUAUGUACGAAGUUUCCGAUUUAGCGUCUCCUCCCGCUGAUCAGACUCUCUUUUAGAUUCUUGUAAAUCAUGUGACCGGGAUGUCACAAGCGGCCUUGCCAAUAAUUAUAUGGGUUGUCUGCGAUGGUGGAUAUGAAGUCUUUUGAAGAUGAAGAGGCUCUGGUUUUGCCGAGCGAUAAUCGGACGACAGUCCAGUCGGCUAAAGACAAUAGUAAAGUGCGAAAAUCACUUCGUCGGAUCGAUGAAUGAAAGCUGUGUGGGCCGAGUUCCUGAUAAUUCGAGACAGGGAAGGGAAGGGAAGUGAAAGAGAGAGAGACUGCCAGUACUGGUUUAUUCCGGCCCUAGCACCCGCUGACUUGCUGUACGAGAAUGCGAAACUCUUUUGGUGAUGGUUGACUCUCUUGGUUAUGGUUCCUCCGCCAACGUUCCUACUGGAUCGCCUGCUGGGAGGACUACCUGUCUUGACUGCCUAUUGGUAGAAGAGGAGAGGACCUUCUUCAACUGCUCACUAUCAUGCGCAGGCACAAACUUACUGGGGUCGCGAAAACUGUCGAGCAUCGUGGCUAGCCAUCGUGUCCUGAUUGCGGUGCAGUUUGUAGUGUACAUGUAUGGUGGCCUGAUUGCCGUGGUGAACUGGAAGAAACUGAAAGCCUCUUUGCCCUGGCGCGCCGUGCUCUACACUAACACGACCUCACUCGUGCUGCUCCUGCUUUCGUUGGCUAGCGCCUUCACUCCUCACACUAGUUGCUUGUGCGGCUACGAUGGCAAUGUGCUCCUGCAGGACAUGCCGAUUAACGAUGCGCCGGUGCUGUGUGCUGCGUCAGCUAUCGUCGGGGACAUUGCGUACUUAAUGUAUCCUUUCCUGAUCAUGUGGCAGUCAUUCGCCUGGUAUAUGUACGCCAAGAUGAUAGCAACGAUAAAGAGUACACACAACGAGUGGAUACACUGGAUGCAGGCGUGUGAAAUGGUCGUGUUCCUGUUCGCAAUCGUCGCCACGUUUACAUUUAUCGUGUACUGCACCGUGCGGCAAUCUCAUCGUUAUGUUCGCCAGCAAGCGUACGGCCUGCCGUGCACGAUGACGAAUGGCGAGCGUGUCCUUAUUCCCUCGCUUGUUCCAGUGCUCAUGGGUGUCAUCAGCGUUGCCUUUCUCCUGCUCUCCAUGCAUCACCUUGCGGACACGGCCGUCUCCAAGCUGACGAUUGGUCACGUUGCCGUAGUGGGCUUGCAGUGGGUGCCGCCUGGCCGUGCCAAGCAGCCGCGCGGACACGGGCGUAAUGCCAAUUUUGCCAUGAUGACAUGGCAGUUCGGCGUCUGGUGCAGUCUCGUCCUCGUUCUGCUCAGCUGCAUUAUGCAGUUAGUGCACACGUACUCGUCGCAGUGCAUACGCAACGCCAUCAAUUGUCCACUGGUCAAGAAUCUAAUGGAGGAGCUCGCCCAGUUCACCUGCUGCACGGACUCGUCUCAAUGCUCCCCUCAGUUUAGUUCCGCCGAUGCAAUUCACAGUCAAUUGGCGAUUGGAUCCAUUACAGAGUCUAUAUGCAGUCUACUGGCAAGUGGUCUCCUGUACUGGGCCUUCUCCGGUGAUGUUGUACGACCUCUUCGGCAUUUCUUGUUCAAUUCAUGCCCGGGUUUAACGACGCUCAGCAGACAGGGCAGUACAUUGGCGGUGCUGCAGGACGCGCGGUUAACAGACGCUGCUGGCUGCGAGACGUUCGUUACUAAUCCCUGUCCCGGACCCGCCAUAUUGAAUCAGCCUUCAUCGGAGCCAUCUGGUGUGCCAGCUAAUUCAUCUCCAUUUGGCGGCAGUUUAGCACGUCGAUCGCAAAAUCCGGAAAUUGCAAUCCCGCUGAGAAAUCUUGCGGUGGUCCAAAGGCCUCGUGCCUUAGAAGCACCUGUGGAGGCCGAGGUGGCAUUGCAGGCUGCGUCACAGUCACUUGGAAGCUACUGCGAAGUACCACCACCGCGAUGUCCUGAUAGUGGUUCUAUCUCAGAUGCACCAUGUGUCAGCGUCGUUACUGUUGUUAUAGACCAUGCUGACAAUUCCAAUGAAAAGUCGACUGCUGCGUGAUGGUGAUGGUCAAUAAAACUGGAUCCCUGCUUACUCCGAAAUGGAGUAAUUUAUUGUUGUGGUUGUUCAGCUCUUUCUAUUGCUAUCCAGCCGUUGCAAACUUGUACAUUGUACACGUUUCAUUGUACCGGAAAUCUCUCCAUUACUCAUCGGAAAUUGUAGUUUCCUCGGUGCUGCUGGUUAAGGACCAAGGUAUAUUUCAUUCCAUUAUCGCCUUCUGUUUUGAUGACUUUAACGCCGAAGCAUCUUCGCAUAAUUUUAACCAAUGGCGACAUGAUCUCAUAUAUUUUUACUGAGUAUCUCCAACCGUUAUCGGCGCACUCGGCACUGAAUUCUCUCGCAAAGUUUUCUUGCAGUUGCGAUUAUCACCAUAACUCUCAUCAUCACUUCUUGAAUACAAAACAGACGUGCAUGCAGCUAACACAUACCUUCUCAGCAUGGCAAAAUACUCACAUUUUCACAUCAUCACUAUUAUUCUUAUUAUUGUUAUUAUUAUUAUUGUCACUAUCUGCACCGUGCUUUACCGCUUGCACGUACAAUCCUUUCUUGAAACAAAAUGUAUUUGUAAGCGCAUUGUAUCCUGGCACUGCCGCAGUAUCAUGCAACGGCACUUCUAUUCAUCCUACCAUCAUUUCCUAUCAACUUUUCGUCUACCUGGACUGACCAGAGCAAGCUUUUCCCCAUAGACCUUGUUAUUCAUGGAGCUCCCCAGCGGCAAGGUGAAAGCUCGGGCGAGACAUGGCCAACUGGCCGCUGGAUGACAAUGUGCGAAACCAAAAGCAUUGUGAUACUGGUAGUCUACUAGCACAUCAUGGUACAUAUUAUUAUAACCCAAUACUAGUUCAAAAUUAGUAUUAGAUAAACCUCUUCUUUCCUUCAUUCUUUCUUCUUUUUUUUCUUCUCUUGCCAUGGCUGGCUAACGCCCCCUCCUUUACAUUGGCUUCUGCCAUUGGACGGUGAAAUAAUAAUAAUAAUAAACCGCGGAAGAUUGUAGUAAGGACUUUGGUCACUGUUUCCGAACACAGUGUCCUCCACCUUGUUUCAUGCUGUCAAUCUAACCAACA
Molecule: messenger RNA, 3212 nt
Organism: Sycon ciliatum
Lineage: Eukaryota; Metazoa; Porifera; Calcarea; Leucosolenida; Sycettidae
Exons: 6
Coding region: 469-2148 (559 amino acids)
Source: RefSeq, a predicted model, not a curated record